GCGCCAUCUGGAUUAAGUGCGUGACGAAUUGUGCGUUCUGCAAAAACAAAAUGGCGGACGCAAUGACAUAGCGUCGGCCUUUUGCACUCUUUACGGCGCGGGACUGUCUCUCCGGUUUAAAUAAAGAUGAAGCUGAUCAUACUAGCUCUGUUUGCCUCUUUCUGGAUAUGCAAUGGUAUGAUUGAGCAUAUUCCACUACCCGGUGGCCUGGUAGAUUGUUUUUCCCGAUACUCCGAGAAGACAAAUGUCGUGGACACCGUGGGAGAGUCGAUUGCUUCUUUUUGUUUUGGACAAUACAUGUGGCAAGCUUCCAGAGAGCUGGGACUUCCAGGAUUUAACAUAACUCGGGAGGCUUACAACUGGGCACAGAGCCUACUACCAAAACCGAUAUCACACCGACAUACUCGCCAGGCUAUUUCCCCUAACCUUAGAAUUAGGAAAGAGUACAGGAGACUAACUGACUUUGAACGAGCAAAUUUUCAUAGAGCCGUACAACUGCUGAAGGCUGAUACGUCAGUGGCUCCUACCAUGUACGAUGCCCUGUCUUCCAUACAUCAGGGUAUGAUAACUACAUCAGCUCACGGUGGGCCAAACUUCCUAGGAUUUCAUAGGGUAUAUCUCAUCAUGUUUGAGAAUGCUCUACGGACUAAAGUUCCUUCUGUGACUGUGCCUUACUGGGACUCGACUUUGGACGAACCUCUAAUUAAUCCUACCCAGUCAAUACUGUUUACAGACUCGUUCCUAGGAAACGGAUUUGGUAUGGUGAACAGAGGGCCAUUUGCUGGUUGGACAACCUUGUCUGGGCCUCUUAUCAGAAAUAUAGGCCAAGCAGGAUCACUUUUCAAUGCAGAUGCUAUGGCACGAAUUGUAUCGAGUAUAAGACUCGCCCAAAUCACAGAGCCCAACGCUCCUGUUAAUUCAAGUUUAGAAUUCUUGCACAAUCAAGUUCAUUUGUGGGUUGACGGUCAGAUGGGUUCUCUGGACACUGCAGCCCACGACCCGAUAUUUUGGCUUCACCAUUCGUACGUUGAUUAUAUCUUUGAGCUGUUCAGACAAAACCAGCGACGAUUUGGAAUAGAUCCAACCACUGACUACCCGGUUUUUGUAAAUAACUCAAUGCAUAUGGCAAUGUACCCUAUGGGGUUGGCUGGGUUGAGAAACAUUGAUGGAUUCAACGACAGAUUCACAAGUAUGAUUUACCAGUACGAACCAUCUCCUAGAUGCUCCCUUAGAUUUCCCGACUGCGGUUCGCCUUAUCUCAGAUGUGUCGUAAAUGGUUUUCAACCAAGAUGUGUCUCCGUGGAUUGGUCGGGAGCUUCCCGUGUUUCAGUCAUACGACAACAGUUUGUUAACAACGCCGUGCAAGGACAGCGGAUGCAAGCCGCGGUUAGACUGAACAUGCUGAAUACAGCACGUAGACAACAGGCGCAGGUGACGAUUCAAAACCAGAUGAGGAUGAGUCAGCAACAGAGGAUAUUGGCGAACAUGCAGCGACAACAAAUACAGCUCAAAGAAGUUGAAAACGCUGGUUUGGAUGAUCCGUCGGAGCCAUCACAAAUGCAGCGCCGCUCCGUACACCGUCGGAUGAAACGUUCUUUCAAAAGAAGAGGCUUCACUUACUUACCUUAUGAUCCCAGGGGCAGUUCGUUUGUCAACAGCAAAUUAAAUAUCAAUUCAAAUAUUCAACUUAAGAUGUUACCUCCGAUGAACCCUAAUGUUCCAAGAAACAUUCAAAACGCCAGUGAAGGUACAUUUAUGCCUCCAUCGAUGCCAUCAGACAUGUGUCCCGCAAUACCAGUGACACAAGGUUAUCAGAAUACUUUCAACAUAAAUGGAAGGAGUGACAUAAACCAAUGGGUGUAUAUACCAGUUAAGGUAAUCUAUCAGAGACCUCCUACUUACAACAACUACGCUUCGUAUCCUAUAGUCAAUGGAGAAAUGGAGGCCGAAGACAUUUAUUUUCCUAACACAGCAAUGAAAAAUGUAAUGCCAACGGGAAAACCCGCAUCUUACCCUCAUUGUCAAGCGCAGGAAAGCGGCGCUGGAAAAGUUUUUAUCAGCUCACAAGGUAUUAACUACAUGGGAACGUAUAAAGAAUAUGCCGUCGUAGACCAUAGACUUGCUAUUUCUAUAGCUACAGCAUACGUUGCAGUAAAAUCGCCUAAACUCGGAGCGUCUCAAGUAUUCUUGAACGCCUACGAUUCAUGCGGAAGAAUAUGUCAACCAUUCUGUAAACUUGCUGGGGUAGCAGGGUUCCAAAGAUGUUCUGGAGCAUUUAGGGUAACCUCGGGUUUUCCAAAACAUUACGGAACAAAUUAUGGCGAUGCUGUUACCCAUCUUUGGCAGUUUAGCAAAGUUGAUAGCUGUCCUAUAAUGCAGGACAACAACAUAUAUAUUCAGUUCCAUUGCAAUUUUAAGGAAUCAUGGCCAUUUGGCAUGCGGCCGGCUGCCUCUGGACAAGGUGGUAAUGCAGCUGCUCUAGAUGAAAUAGAAGAGCCAGAACUAUCUGGAGGACAAGCAAAUGCUCCUCCAACAGCAUGUCGUGUUGGAAAUGGAUGUAUUAUUUCAAAUGGAUGUAACAAUUGCGUACAUGGAACAACGUAUCCGUGCAUCGGCGCAUGCGAUAUGUAUUCUUCCUGUCAGAACGGCUUCCACCAUGUUCAGAGAUGUCCAGAUAAUACUAUUUUCAAUCAAGAUGAAGGUCAAUGUCUGGCAGGUGCUUGCCCAAAUAAUUCAAAUGCUUGGUGGCAUAAAACAAUUGAUUGGAAAUGAAAAUAAAGUUUCAAAAACUGAA
Molecule: messenger RNA, 2794 nt
Organism: Mercenaria mercenaria
Lineage: Eukaryota; Metazoa; Mollusca; Bivalvia; Venerida; Veneridae
Exons: 7
Coding region: 127-2772 (881 amino acids)
Molecular function (GO): chitin binding; oxidoreductase activity
Source: RefSeq, a predicted model, not a curated record